UGAAAGCGCGAUGUUCAAAUUUGUUUCCGGUUUUACUUUUAGCCUUUGUCGCUAAGCCAGAGACAUGGAGCGACCUCAAAACAGUGUGGUGAGGACUCCCAUCGACAGCAUUGUGGCUCAGAGGAGGAGCAAAAAUAAAAGCUACAGACAGUCAUACCGCAGCUGCCUAGGCGCUGCUUCAAGGCUCGGCCACACCCCAGGAUGGACAGCGCGGAGGCUCAACACCAGCAGAAGAACAAAGUCACACAAUAUCACUGAGAAGGUGAAUCCAGAGGAUCUGGCCUUACUGGUGAAGACAGAGUGGCAGCUGUCGUACGUUACACCACUCUACCAGUUCAGACACACCCAGCUCAGGAGCUACUCGAGGCAGCUUUCGGCAUUUAUUACUGCAGAGAAGCAGCAGGGUUUGGCAGUGGAGGUUGAGGGAGCGCAGACCAGCUUCAGAGUUUCCUUCUCUGUGGUGCAGGGGCUGGGAGAGACGGACGAUGAUGCUGAGACGGUCCUCGUACAGAUCCAUUCAAAGCCAGUGUUUGCAGGGAAGGAUGAGGCGCAGAAGUUGGUGUGGAGCGGCUGGCUGACCUGCAUCAAUGGCAAUCCUGAAUAUCUUCACUCGCUUCCGAAGGACUUCACCUGUCUGCCGCUCUUUGGCAGCCGUGGGGCUGAGAAUCUCACCUCGUUGGUCAAAUCCUGGUUUCAGCAGACCUUCGACUGCUGCUUUGGCCCUCUGGAAAUCAACCAGACCUGCCUGCAGUGGCUAGCGGCAUUAUGGACUAACUGCCACAUAGAGUCCAGCAUCCAGCAUCUCAAAAUGAUUUGGACUCUUCCGGUUGAGCCACCGUUGCAGAUCACCUACACAGUUAACCCUCAAGAUGCGUGGGAGCUGUGGAACAGUGUGAGGACCCCUUCACUGGAGAGCAGGGAGGAGGAGGAGACGGCGAGAAGCAUUGACAUCGAGGAGGUGACGAGGUUCAUGCAGGGCCUUAUGAGCCACUUCUACAGGCAUUUCAGAUUGGACCUGUCAGCAGGACGCCUGAGUCAGGUCUCAUCUGCACUGGGAUCAGCCAAGUUCAGCGGCAGGGUCAAGAUGUCCAACAGCAGAUAUGUCCUCACAACCCUAUCACUGCUGACAGAGUGUGCCCUUCUCAAAAUGCCCAUCUGAGCACAAAAUAAUGACUUUGCAGCAAGAGGAAAUGCAAAUUCUGCAAUAUCAGUUUGCAAAACCUGUUAUGGAAUAACAAA
Messenger RNA from Pundamilia nyererei, 1239 nucleotides. RefSeq names its product centromere protein L (gene cenpl). Lineage: Eukaryota; Metazoa; Chordata; Actinopteri; Cichliformes; Cichlidae. The record is from RefSeq and is a predicted model, not a curated record. Bases 65 to 1159 code for a protein of 364 amino acids. The transcript has 5 exons.